CCUGACGGAACCGGUGGAUGGUGAACGGUUGGACAAGGAGACGGACGCGUACGUCGGGAGUGAUAUUGAACCCGCUUUGGCGAGACAGGUUGCGGAAGGUGACGCGUGCCCGAUCAGUCUGCUGCCCAUGGAUGAUAUCAAUCCAACGUUCGUGCCUCGCGCGCUGAAGACAAUCCCGUUGAACGUGCCAAAUGCAAGGAGGCUGGACGGCCAGCAGGGCACCGGAAACCACCAAAAUGCUGGGAAAGGAGCGGUUGGGAUUUUGAGUUUCUUCAAACCUCGAUCAGGGGCCAGCAGUGGUCAACAGGCCGCCACCUCGCACGGUCCGGGUCAUCCCAUAAUGGCGGGGCGGGCGAGCGGAAAGCGGACAUUAGCGGAAGUGAUGGACCACGAUAUGGCUGUGAAACGGACGAAACGGGAGGAGACGAAGGAUGAAGUUCAUACAAGGCAAGUCAGGAGCUCGAAGUUCUUUGACGUCCACCUACCGUCACGCCCGGAGGCGGUCGAAGACGUGAUAGAUGGCGAGGACCUCGAACGUCCUGUUGCAGGCCCUUCUCGCGUCACGUUAGAUGCGGACGAGGACAAGGAGAACGACCCGUUCGUGGAUGAUUACGAAGUCUUCACGGAAGACGCGGACGCAGUAGACCAGGAAGACGGCUACAUCUCGCCUUCGCCUUCCAUGAGACGAUGGGAUAGUCCUGAAAUCUCGUCACCGCUGAGAGCCCGGUCCGGUGGCCAGUUCAUGGGGGAAGAUGAUGAUGACUUCGGUGCGGACAUACUGUCCAGUCCCCCGGUUCCCAAACAGAGGACAAGACUUUCCGCCGGCGUCACUGCGGCGGGAGCGACGAGGGCGGUCCCUCAUGUGGGCGGGACCGUCUUGAUCCCGGAUACACCAUCGAAAUCAAAAACCCGGAAACAGCGCCGUCGUCAAGAAGAGGGCAGUGGACCCGACCUCCAGCACAUUCUCGGAGAGUGUGACUGGAAUUGGGACGACAAGACUGAUAUUGAGUGCUCUGGCGCGUUGGAUGCCUCACCCAGCAGCACAAGUGCCUCGCCGGGACCCGUGACACCGAGUGAUAUUGCAUCGCAAGGGCGGGCAGACGCGUGCGCGCAGGCACUCAUGGAGGCGGAAGACACGGAUGAGGCGACGGCUUCACAGGAGGCAUCUGCUCGCCAUGCCAAAGUCGCGCGCGGGUGGUGGGAACGAUGGGGUCGCGGUGCGAGCGAGCUCGCCGUUGCACAAUCUCGACCGUCGUUGAAACGAAGGGAGACGACCAUCACGCCCGAGGGCCGCCAGCGACCGUUGCAACAACGUCGACCGCACUCUGCCUUGGACAUUUCUAAGCAGAAAGGCAAACAGCAGGAUCUACGUUCAGCAGGUAGAAGGCGAAGCUUGGUGUUUACUGAAGAAGUGAAGAAAGCUCCUAGAGCGGGGCUUCUUCGUGGUACGUCUUCACGGCCCGACACAGCGAGCACGGAGCAGGGAGAGGAUAGUACCGGUGCGAGCCGGAAUAGAUUCGCCGAGUUCAGGUGGGCGGGUGUUGACGAUUCCGUCAGUCCAUGCAGGAUCUGAUAUUAGUGAGUAUCGUCGGUUUGAAAGGCUAUCGUCGGAAGGAUCGUGCACGUUACGUGGUCUGAUUGGUUCAUUCUCCCU
Fomitopsis serialis is the source of this 1654-nucleotide messenger RNA. RefSeq lists its product as uncharacterized. NCBI's taxonomy places the organism in Eukaryota, Fungi, Basidiomycota, Agaricomycetes, Polyporales, Fomitopsidaceae. The coding region runs from base 128 to 1573 and encodes 481 amino acids. The transcript has 5 exons. The record is from RefSeq and is a predicted model, not a curated record.